ACCCCAACACCACCCAGAACCCCAACACCACCCAGAACCCCAACACCACCCAGAACCCCAACACCACCCAGAACCCAACACCACCCAGAACCCCAACACCACCCAGAACUCCAACACCACCCAGAACCCCAACACCACCCAGAACCCCAACACCACCCAGAACUCCAACACCACCACAACCGUCCACUACACCCAGACUAACCAUUUCGGCAGCCGUUGCGAGUCUCUAACCUACAAUAUCUCACUCAUCAACGACAACAGCACCUUCCAGUUCGACGUGGGGGCCGAUUCAACCUCACUGGGGUCUUCCUGGAGACCUCCUGCCCAGACUGUCUGGUGAUGAAGUGGGAGGUGAGCUCCAGGAGGAGGGAGUCCACGGACCUGUACCUGCUGAGGAAGACGGAGGGUGGGAGAGAGGUAGAGGAAGAGGAGAUGGAAGAGUUCAGGAAACAGGUGGAGUGUAUGGGGCUGCCGCCGCCAGUGGUGAUGGAGCCGGGGAUGCCCUCUGUGGUUCCUAUCAGCUCCCCUGGAAACACUGAGGACGAGGAGAAGAAGACGAAGCUCGAUCAGAGAGUGGGGGCCCUGAGACCGAUGUAGAGACACGUUUUCUGUCGUCUGUUUUGUAUAUUAUUAUUAUUAAUCCAACAUUUCUGUGUUUACUGUUUGUCGAUGACCUGUAGAAUUUUGAGGGGAAAAAGAUGCACGAUUUGUCAUAUUAUUCUGUCUUCUUUGCUUCUUUAACAGAUGUAAUUACGUUCACAGACUGAUUUAAUGUCCCAGAGUUGAAGCUGAUUCACAGAGACAGUGGGAUCCAGCGGGAAUGUCGGGACGUCAUUAGGACUCUAUGCACAAUGGGAAAGAAAAGUAUUUUAUAAUUGGAUUACUUUUGUAUAAUUUGGCAUAACCUCAUUUGUCCAUAUGCAUUAAAGUGCUCAUACUGUUAAUUCUCAGAUUAAACUGGAUGGAACAGUGAACAAUUAGUCAUUUGUGAGAGAGAGAGAGAGAGAGAGUGUUUCUGCAGAUGUGGGCGUGUGCACAAGCAAGGGGGGAAAUGUGGGUGUGAGUACGGACAUGGACAGGACCAGGGAGAGAGUAACCUACUUUCAGAACUAUUGGGUACAUGGUCCUACUUGGGUACUUGGUUCUGAUUAGACAUGACGUACCUGUAGGAUCGACGUCCCAAAUCCCACAACAAGAAUAAGAAUAAGAAGGUCCCCUGUAGAUCAGGAACGUUCCAGCCCAGUGGCGUCGUCACCAGCACAGACGAUACCAUAUCAACAGACCGACCUGCUGAAGACUGACUGUUAUAAACUGUUCUAGUCCAGACUGUUGUUUCAAGUCAACAGAGCCAGCCAAUUGGCAGUCUACCCGUCUCAUCAUGGCAACAAUGGAGCCGGUGGCCAACCGACAGAGCUCAGCCGACUCAUUGGUCGAGUGGGCCAGCGAGGUUUGGGGGAUGGAGGAGGGCGAAAUGGACCCCACUCUGGCCCAGGACACUACCCCUCCUCCUCACCCGUUGGUCAAACAGGCACCCAGAGCAAAGUCAGAAGAUCUGGGGUCAGAAUCUCCAGAUACUCCAAAGCCUAGACCCCAAGUGUCUCCCUCAAGUGAGAACCUUACAGACUCAACAAACAAAAUGGAAGAAGUGGUUCCUAAAAUGGAGCAGGAGGCACUUUCUGGGGUAAAUCAGGUUCCUAGUAGUAGAAUCCAGGUGGGUGAUAGUGAAUUGGAACGAGACCUUAAAAUGAUAGAUGACAAUCACUGUGAGAAGGAGGAAGAUGUCGCUGCUUUUCGGUCGCCUCUUGCCUGCAUUGGCCAAGCCUCACCUGCAGAGGGCGCUCCAGAGACCCAGCCAUAUCCAUUUGAGGAGGAAGAAGAAGAAGAGGAGACCAUUGACUGUAUCAGCGAUGGUAAGGUGGAGGUGAUCUGUAACUCUGUAGAGGAGGAAAUGUCGUCAUCUGACAGCCAGGGUAGCCAGGAGUGGCCUUCGAGAUCUCACCUUGAUGACGUUGUGGAGGAAGACAAAGAAGAAGAAGAUGGUGCCAAGGAAGACAAAGUAGAGGAGUUUCAGUCUGUUGAGAUGAUGGAAAAUGGCGCUGUACGGUUGCAGUUGAAUGCAGAGCGUCCAGAUAGGAGUGAAUUUGAGCAGGGGCUGUCAGAGACGGUGUGUGCUACUGAGAAGGCUUCUGUAGAAGGGGGUCCUGUUGAAACUAGCAGUAGCCCCCCAUCAGUGCAGGUAGCUGACAAGCAAGAGGUUAGUGAGUGCCCAAUCAGUAGUGACAGAGAGAAGACAAUGUCAGACAAUAACAACCAUGAUACUAUGAAGGCUGCUGAAACUAGCACUACCACCCACUCCCCACUAAAAAGAGAGUUCCGAUGA
This is a messenger RNA of Oncorhynchus keta (chum salmon), 2380 nucleotides long. RefSeq names its product neurofilament medium polypeptide-like. The coding region runs from base 1379 to 2380 and encodes 333 amino acids. The transcript has 3 exons. NCBI's taxonomy places the organism in Eukaryota, Metazoa, Chordata, Actinopteri, Salmoniformes, Salmonidae. The record is from RefSeq and is a predicted model, not a curated record.